UCGGCCGCGGGGCAUCCUUCGAUCGGGCCGCAAAUUUCAUUGUAAAACCGUCGGCUGCGAACUAACAGUGUUGGGCUGGAGCAGCUCCGCAAUGAAAGGAGGCGCUGGGGGGGAGCGGAGGGGCCGGAGCCACGGGGAGAGGCUGCGGGCCGGGCCCCGCUCCCGCCGGGAUGCGGCGGGGUCAGCGCCGGGGGGCGCGGCCGGCGGGGCGAGCACCCGGGCCUUCAGCGAAUUGAGGAGGCCGGUAGAGGACUGUGGAGAAGGAAAGUUUAUAACCAGCAGCGCCAGGAUGGACUUCCCUGCUACCCAACCAAAACCUGCUGCCGACGGUAAAAUCAUCUACUAUCCUCCUGGAGUGAAGGAGAUUACGGACAAAAUUACCAACGAUGAGGUGGUUAAACGGUUAAAGAUGGUGGUAAAAACAUUCAUGGAUAUGGACCAGGACUCAGAAGAUGAGAAGCAGCAGUAUCUCCCACUAGCCUUGCACCUUGCAUCUGAAUUCUUCCUCAGGAAUCCCAAUAAAGAUGUGCGCCUCCUUGUAGCAUGUUGCUUGGCUGAUAUCUUUCGUAUCUAUGCUCCUGAAGCUCCAUAUACUUCCCAUGACAAACUUAAGGACAUAUUCUUGUUUAUUACAAGACAAUUGAAAGGCUUGGAGGACACGAAGAGCCCUCAAUUUAACAGAUACUUUUACUUGUUAGAGAAUUUAGCUUGGGUUAAAUCUUACAACAUCUGCUUUGAGUUGGAAGAUUGCAAUGAAAUUUUUAUUCAACUUUUUAGGACUCUUUUUUCAGUUAUCAAUAAUAGCCACAACCAGAAGGUACAAAUGCAUAUGCUGGAUUUGAUGAGUUCUAUCAUCAUGGAAGGCGAUGGAGUAACUCAGGAGCUGCUGGACUCGAUUUUGAUUAACCUCAUUCCUGCACACAAGAACCUUAAUAAACAAGCAUUUGAUCUUGCAAAAGUCCUGUUGAAAAGGACCGUCCAGACCAUUGAACCUUGUAUUGCCAAUUUUUUUAAUCAGGUUCUGGUACUGGGAAAGUCUUCAGUAAGUGACUUAUCAGAACAUGUGUUUGACUUGAUACAAGAGCUUUUUGCCAUAGAUCCUCACUUACUGCUGUCUGUCAUGCCACAGCUUGAAUUCAAGCUGAAGAGCAAUGAUGGAGAAGAGCGUUUGGCUGUUGUUCGACUUUUGGCUAAACUCUUUGGCUCCAAAGAUUCUGAUCUGGCCACGCAAAAUCGACCUCUUUGGCAGUGCUUUCUUGGGCGGUUCAAUGAUAUCCAUGUCCCUGUGAGAUUAGAGAGUGUGAAAUUCGCCAGUCAUUGUUUAAUGAACCAUCCAGACUUAGCAAAGACCUUAACAGAAUAUUUGAAGGUUAGAUCACAUGACCCAGAAGCCAUUCGACAUGAUGUUAUUGUUACAAUUAUUACUGCAGGCAAGAGAGAUCUUUCUUUAGUCAAUGACCAGCUCCUUGGCUGUAGGGAAAGAACGCUAGACAAACGGUCCUACAAAAGGGUCUGCCUGGAAGUCUUCCUGCUUCUAGAGGCUUUGGUGAAGAUGUUAUUCAUGGCGAGUAAGAAAGAAGCUAUGAUGGGUCUUGCCCAGCUAUACAAGAAGUAUUGUCUUCAUGCGAGGCUGGAAAGAUGCUGCAGAGAAAGGAGCUGGAUAAGGAUAAACUUUGCACAUAUAUUAUCAAAAUAGCAUGAUGACAAAUUACUGGUAGAGAAAAUCUUUGCUCAAUAUCUUGUUCCACACAAUUUGGAAACGGAAGAGCGAAUGAAGUGCUUGUACUAUUUGUAUGCUAGCUUGGAUCCAAAUGCUGUCAAAGCACUGAAUGAGAUGUGGAAGUGCCAGAACAUGCUAAGGAGUCACGUACGAGAACUGCUAGACUUGCAUAAGCAGCCCACUUCAGAAGCAAACAGUGCUGCCAUGUUUGGAAAGCUGAUGACCAUAGCAAGUAAAAAACUUCCAGAUCCUGGAAAAGCACAAGAUUUUGUGAGAAUCAAUCAGGUUUUGGGUGAUGAUGAGAAACUUCGGUCCCAGCUUGAACUGUUAAUUAGCCCUACAUGUUCUUGCAAACAGGCAGAUGUCUGUGUGAGAGAGAUAGCCCGGAAACUUGCAAAUCCUAAGCAGCCAACAAAUCCUUUUCUGGAAAUGGUCAAAUUUCUUUUGGAAAGAAUUGCCCCUGUACAUAUUGACUCAGAAGCCAUUAGUGCACUAGUAAAACUAAUGAAUAAAUCCAUAGAGGGGACAGCUGAUGAUGAAGAGGAGGGUGUAAGUCCUGAUACUGCUAUUCGUGCAGGACUUGAACUUCUCAAGGUUCUGUCCUUUACACAUCCUACCUCGUUCCACUCUGCAGAGACCUAUGAGUCUCUGCUACAGUGCCUCAGGAUGGAAGAUGAUAAGGUAGCUGAGGCAGCCAUACAGAUUUUCAGAAACACGGGUCACAAAAUAGAAACAGACUUGCCACAGAUAAGAUCAACACUAAUUCCGAUUUUGCAUCAGAAAGCAAAAAGGGGCACUCCCCAUCAGGCAAAACAAGCUGUUCACUGUAUACAUGCCAUAUUUUCAAAUAAAGAAGUGCAGCUUGCACAGAUCUUUGAGCCUCUUAGUAGAAGUUUGAAUGCUGAUGUACCAGAACAACUUAUAACUCCCUUGGUCUCUUUGGGUCAUAUUUCUAUGUUGGCUCCAGACCAGUUUGCUUCUCCAAUGAAAUCCGUUGUUGCAAAUUUCAUUGUGAAAGAUCUUCUAAUGAAUGACAGGUCAACAGGUGAGAAAAAUGGAAAAUUGUGGUCUCCAGAUGAAGAAGUCUCUCCAGAAGUACUAGCAAAGGUGCAAGCAAUUAAACUUUUGGUGCGCUGGUUGUUGGGUAUGAAAAACAACCAGUCGAAAUCCGCAAAUUCCACACUCCGGUUAUUAUCAGCUAUGCUCGUCAGUGAAGGAGACUUGACAGAACAGAAGCGAAUCAGUAAAUCGGAUAUGUCUCGACUACGAUUAGCUGCUGGUAGUGCAAUAAUGAAACUUGCACAGGAACCCUGUUACCAUGAAAUAAUUACCCCAGAACAGUUCCAGCUCUGUGCACUUGUCAUUAAUGAUGAGUGCUACCAAGUGAGGCAGAUAUUUGCCCAGAAAUUGCAUAAGGCACUUGUGAAAUUACUGCUCCCUUUGGAAUAUAUGGCAAUCUUUGCUUUGUGUGCCAAAGACCCUGUGAGGAGAAGAGCACAUGCCAGGCAGUGCUCUCAAAACAUCAGUAUACGAAGAGAGUAUAUUAAGCAGAAUCCCAUGGCUAACGAAAAAUUGCUGUCCUUGCUGCCUGAAUAUGUGGUACCAUAUAUGAUUCACUUACUGGCACAUGAUCCAGAUUUCACAAAACCUCAGGAUGUUGAUCAGCUUCGUGAUGUCAAAGAGUGCCUGUGGUUCAUGCUUGAAGUUUUAAUGACAAAGAAUGAAAACAAUAGCCAUGCCUUCAUGAAAAAGAUGUCAGAAAACAUCAAGCUUACCCGAGAUGCUCAGUCUCCUGAUGAGCCAAAGGCCAAUGAAAAACUUUACACAGUAUGUGAUGUAGCACUAUGUGUAAUCAACAGCAAAAGUGCUUUGUGCAAUGCAGAUUCACCAAAGGACCCUGUAUUGCCAACUAAAUUUUUUACACAACCUGAAAAGGAUUUCUGCAAUGACAGGAAUUAUAUUUCAGAAGAGACAAGGGUUCUUCUUUUGACAGGAAAGCCAAAACCAACUGGUGUAUUAGGUACAGUAAACAAACCAUUAUCUGCAACUGGAAGAAGACCAUAUAUUAGAACUACAGGAUCAGAGACUGGAAGCAGUGUAAACUCUGAGCUGAGCGCUUCUGCAGGAAACAGGUCAAGGGAACAAAGUUCAGAUAUAUCAGAAACUGGGGUCAGUGAAAAUGAUGAAAAUCCUGUGAGAAUUAUUUCAGUCACACCAGCAAAGACAGAACCUGUGAAAAACAAGGAGAUUAAUUCUGAUCAGGCUACACAAGGAAACAGCACUGAACGUGGGAAAAAAAGAACAGCAACAGCAUCUGGAACUGAGAAUAUUCAUCAAAAAACAGAAGAAAAAAGUGUAGAUGAAACAGGCCCAUCGCUAGCAGCAAAAACCAGAAGAGGGCGACCAACCAAACCGGAACCUCAGGGUACCACUGCAAAAAACGAGGAAACAAACAAACCACCUGUCAGGGGAAGGAAGAGAGCAGCAGCCAAUCAAGAAAGUCCAGGGAGUUUAGAGGCAGGUAAUGCCAAAGCACCAAAACAGCAAGACACAGCGAAAAAGCCAGCGGCAGCACAGAGACAAAUUGAUCUACAGAGAAGCCAGGUGCUUGGAAGUGAUGGAGAUUCACUGUUGGAGAUAGACUCAAGUCCAGAAUACUCCCAAAAUGCAAUGGAUCUUUUUAAGGCCUGUGGGAGCAGCCAGGAAGAUACUGAGGAUACAGAGAUAGCAGAGGGAGGCUUCCUUAAGGUAAAAAGAAAACUUGCUCGAAAAGGGAGGAAAUGAAGGCCAAAUAAAGGCAUGCUCCAAGCUUCUGCAAAACUAGGAUUCAGAAAUUUCCUGUACAGGAACUGAAAUUACUUCAAAACACACAGCUUUCAGCUCUGAAACCAGAAGGAAAACUAUGCUUCCCUUUCACAUGAAAUUAAUCCUUCUCAAUGGAAAUGUAAAGCAGAAACUCUUGAGAAAGAGGCUAAAAGCAUCUGUACUUAUUUCCCCAGAGACUUUUUUUAUGAAAAGUCAAUAAUUAAGCAAAUUGCUUAACACUUGGUUCCAGUUCCUGCAUUCUGGAGUUUAAAAGUGUAUUUACACCAUUAAUUUUCAUGCUGCAUUUUUUUUUAAAGAAAGUCAGAGAAAGUCCUUACACUGACAUUGAAAAUUCAUGAUCCUAGAGCCAGGUAUUCCCAUGUUUCACAGAAAAGGUAGAAGUCUACUGAAUGGAUUUUAAACAAGACUAGAGUCAAAAAAAAAACACAAAAAAAUUUUUUUGCUUUACCUUUGGAGACUGUUUUAUGUAUAAUUCUUUCUGCCUGCCUACUUUUCUGCAAAAAUAAGAUGUACAGAUUUCAGUUCCCUGCUAUGAAAAGUCAUGUGGUGGCAAUUUUAUAAAUGUUGCUUUCUGAUUUUUAUCAGAGUGGGAAAGUAAUCACUUAAAAUUAUUAUUAAUUCGCAAGUAGACAUUUCAUUUUUUAAUUUCCCCCUCCAUUUUAGUUUAAUAUAAUUUGCAAUAAUUGUACAUAUUGAUGUUUGUUUUAUAAAAACAUAUAUCACUUUUAAGUGUUUUUACUCCUGCGGUUCUGUUGGAAUAUUCUAAAUUUUAAAGGAGUAAAGACAGUCCAGCAUUUGAUUUUAUAAUGUUUGUCACCAGAUUUUUAUUAUUGAUGUAAAGAAAAAAAAAUCAAUUUUUAAAAAUAGUUGGAUUUUGGCAGCUUUGUAAGGAAAGUUGGAAAUGUUUAGGAUUGCUCUCAAUUUUAAGCAUUGUGCUGAUUGGAAGUCUGUUUUGCAUUUUGUCUUCCUGUCCAGGCUCAUUUUUUAAUGUUUAUUUUAGAAGAUUGUUGCAUCAAUAUUAUGUUUCCUGGCAUUGUUCAGCAUAGAUACAGUGUACACUUUUAUGUACACAUGAUCAUAUUUAAGUUUGUUGCAUAAAAUAAACGCUUCUAGGUGUCACA
Messenger RNA from Chiroxiphia lanceolata (lance-tailed manakin), 5667 nucleotides. It is a transcript of the gene PDS5A, whose product is annotated as PDS5 cohesin associated factor A. Gene Ontology annotation, biological process: DNA repair; mitotic sister chromatid cohesion. The record is from RefSeq and is a predicted model, not a curated record. Gene Ontology annotation, cellular component: chromatin; nucleus. Lineage: Eukaryota; Metazoa; Chordata; Aves; Passeriformes; Pipridae.